Molecule: messenger RNA, 1389 nt
Organism: Penicillium cataractarum
Lineage: Eukaryota; Fungi; Ascomycota; Eurotiomycetes; Eurotiales; Aspergillaceae
Exons: 1
Coding region: 1-1389 (462 amino acids)
Source: RefSeq, a predicted model, not a curated record
AUGGGCACUAGCCCAUUCGACUCCCAGAAUGACCCACUACUGUACGACUCGUAUGACCAAACUGGUCAGUCGCCGCUCUUUGCCCCAACUCCAGGAUAUGGAUUCUGCCAAACCCCCUCUGCGAUGACUUCCACGAGCCCUGAAAUCCGACUAGACGACGACUUCUUCACACAAGAUCGAUCUCCACAACUGAGCCAGAUUCCACUCCUUCAGCUGAGUGACUGGGAGGAAGGAAGGUUGUAUGAUGAGCAUCCGCCCUCCUGUCUCCAUUAUUCGAUAGUGUGGAAGGUCACCUUCAACAAUAAGACUAUCCGGAAGAAUACAGAGCAAGACCUUGUAUUGGCUCCGCGGUUUCAUUGGCGUCUAUUUCUAGAGCCAAAAUUGAAGGAACUCGUAGGCAAGAAAUUUCCUCAGAAGAAGGUCGAACUCGACGACACAGCUAUCGUUGUGUCGGUGAAUCACCGUAAUCAACCAGACCUCACUCUUUCUUGUGAUAAAUCUGAUGUGGAUUGGCCUGCCGUGGAGAAACAACUCCUCGGGUGGGGCGAUCUUUUCCGUACGGGGAAGAAGCUAACAUUGAACAUGUCAUUCAACUACACGGAGGGCAGCCACACCCAGAGUUCCGGCUCUAGAUCAACUGAUAAACGCGGCAAUUCAUCUGCCACCCAGCGCAUGCUGGUUGAUCGGCAAGCAGAGAUUAAUGCUGAAGAACAGGUCACUGGGCGUCCUCCUGUCUGGGAUCAUGUUUACAGUGUGAUGCGGUGCUCUAAUAGCGCAUGUGAUCUAGGGCCGCACUGUUGGCGUGACCCUAUUGGUAAAAAGCAUAUUAAGCUGACUGUGCAAAACUUGAGGGCUCUUGUGAGUUAUGUGGAGCAGGGUGGUGUUUUGACCUCACAUGAUGACGUCCCUGAGUCAAUUCGUGAGAAACUAUAUACACAGGAGCAGCAGCGACUCGAGAGACACAAGGGAGCGGCUCAAUCUCCAGCGGCAUAUCCUCCUAUAAGCAUCACCAACGUCCUUCCUGCGCAGUCACCUCCGCUUUCUGUGUCUAAUACGCCCACCCUCAUGUCGACCAUGUGUCCCGGAAAGCACAUCAGUGAUUGCCUUGAGAUACCUGGUCUACGGGACCUUGCCGUUGCUGAAUAUAGUGACUGGCAGCAAUCACAAGUUGAUGAUGAAAAGCUGAAGGCAGAGUUUCGCAAAGCCCGUGAUGCUGCGCUUGAAGAUGGUCUAGACCUUAUGCAGGUUCACGAGAAUCAGGAUCCGGAAUUUUUUAUAAAAAACGGCGUUAAGAGGGGCAUUGCUCGGCGUUUUGUUGGGGAUAUUGAGUAUUGGGUCAAACGAUGCAAAUGCAACGUAGAAGAAGGAGCAACUGCGUUAUUUGUGUGA